GCGGAGGGGGCGCUCGUUGGUCGCUGUUGCUGGGUUGCUGGUGGACCCCGGUGCCUGGGAGGAGGGAGCGGAGCCGGCGAUGUUUCCCAGUGUCACUCUCAGGGCUCUUCAGUUCAGCCUCGGGUGAAAAUGGCCACCAGAAGAAAGAACGGCAGCGACACAACCCUCCCGACUGCUCUGACAUCCCUUUGCGCCGUCGGUUUGCGGGACUUCACAGGAUAAAACACCAGUAUUGAGAGAAAAGGAGGAGGGUAAGGGGGGACGGCGAGGAAAAAAAAAGCACCAACCUUCAUCUCUCCUUCGUCCGCUCGGGACAUUUAUUUUUCCUGGAUUGAUCGUGUUUUCAGGAAAUUGGGGAAAAAUGAACAUGGUGAAAAGGAUCAUGGGCCGUCCACGGCAGGAAGAAUGUAGUCCUCAGGAUAAUGCACUUGGCCUUAUGCACUUGCGCCGUCUCUUCAUGGAACUCUGUCAUUCACCAAGACACAUGACACAGAAGGAGCAGGAGGAAAAGCUCUACAUGAUGCUGCCAGUUUUCAACAGGGUAUUUGGAAAUGCUCCUCCUGGCACCAUGAUGGAGAAAUUUUCAGAUCUCUUGCAGUUUGCUGCCCAGGUAUCGCGUUUAAUGGUGACUGAAAUUAGGAGAAGAGCCUCUAACAAAUCCACAGAGGCAGCUAGUCGUGCCAUUGUCCAAUUUCUGGAGAUUAAUCAAAGCGAAGAAUCAAGCAGAGGCUGGAUGCUUCUCACUACAAUCAACUUACUUGCAUCUUCUGGGCAGAAGACUGUGGACUACAUGACUACAAUGUCUUUGCCUUCCACUCUGGUUAAAUGCCUCUACCUAUUCUUCGAUCUCCCACAUGUGCCUGAUGCCCCUGGAGGAGCUCAGACAGAAUUACCACUUAGCGAACGACGGGCACUGUUGCAGAAAGUGUUUGUGCAGAUUUUGGUGAAACUUUGCAAGUAUGUGUCACCAGCAGAAGAGCUAGCCCAGAAAGAUGACCUCCAGCUUCUCUUCAGCGCUAUAACCUCUUGGUGUCCUCCACAUAAUAUCCUCUGGAGAAAGAGUGCAGGAGAGGUACUCACGAUCAUAUCUCGCCAUGGACUCAGUCUCAAUGUUGUCCGAUAUAUUCAUGAAAAAGAAUGCGUGGCCACUUGUAUCCAGAACAUGCAGCAAUCAGAAGAUCUUUUACCCCUAGAAAUCGUUGAAAUGUUUGCUGGACUGUCCUGUUUCCUUAAAGACUCCAGUGAUAUAUCACAGGUUCUUUUAGAUGAUUUUAGGUCCUGCCAAGGUUAUCAAUUCCUUUGUGACCUUCUGCUCAGAUUGGAGCAAAUAAAUGAGCCUGAUGCCAAAGAGGCAGUGAAAGAUUUGGUUCAGUUGGUGACCUCAUUGACAAUAUAUGGGAUCAAUGAAUUGAGAUCUACUGGCAUAACUAGUGGAGCACCGUUUCUUCUACCAGGAUUUGCAGUGCCACAACCUUCUGGCAAAGGUCGCACAGUAAAAAAUAUCCAAGCGUUCUCUGUUCUUCAGAUUGCCUUCUUAAAAGCAAAAUCAAGCCACCUUGCCAGAAUCAUCCUUGAUGCCAUUUCAGACCUCUACGUUGCAGAUAAUGCUAAUUACUUCAUCCUAGAAUCUCAGCACACACUUUCACAGUUUGCUGAGAAGAUUUCCAAAGCACCUGAGGUGCAACUCAAAUACUUUGAAAUGUUGGAGUUUAUUGUCUUCAGCUUAAACUAUAUUCCAUGUAAAGAACUAAUAAGUAUCAGCAUCUUAUUAAAGUCUAGCACCUCUUACCAGUGUAGCAUCACUGCAAUGAAGACACUUGCGAAAUUUGCUCGUCAUGAUCCUAUUUUUAGGGAUGUGUAUCGCGAAGUUGGAUUGCUUGAGGUGAUGGUCAAUCUUCUGCACAAAUAUGCUGCUCUAUUAAAAGAGCCCAUUCAGAGUUUUAAUGAGCCAGAAUACAAAGCAAAUUCUUCAUUUGAAGAACGGAAACAGCUUGCCUUAUUAGUGAUGGAGACACUGACAGUACUGCUGCAAGGAUCAAACACAAAUGCAGGUGUUUUCCGGGAGUUUGGAGGAGCACGAUGCGUGCACAACAUAGUUAAGUACCCACAAUGUCGGGAACCUGCGCUGAUGAUUAUACAGCAAUUAAUUUUGUCCCCUAGUGGAGAAGACGAUAUGGGAACAUUGUUAGGACUAAUGCAUACUGCUUCAUCUGCAGAACUGCAACUCAAAACUGAUAUUCUGACAGCUCUUCUCACUGUGCUGAGAGAAAGUCACCGCACCCGAACAGUGUUCCGAAAAGUUGGGGGAUUUGUUUAUGUCACGUCGUUGCUGGUUGCCUUGGAGAAAUCCUUGAGUUAUGAACCCAAGGGAGUGUGGGAAAAUGUGAACUCGGACCGCGCCUUUGAACUGGUGCAUACAGUUAUUUGUACAUUAACAGCUGCAAUGCGUUACGAACCUGCUAAUUCUCAUUUUUUCAAAACUGAAAUUCAGUAUGAAAAACUUGCAGAUGCUUUGCGUUUGCUUGGUUGCUUCUCACAUAGACGACAGUUCGAUUCGGUCACUUGCUGUCCUUCAAAUAUCCAACCAUUUCAAAGAAUGCUUGAAGAUGAAGCACCAUUGGAAUCAGUUUGCCCAACACUGAAAUAUUGUAGUAAAGUUUUUUCUUGUCUCUACAAAAUGGCCACAGACUCUUUUGAUAGUCUUGCUGAACAAGUUCCGCCUUGCUUGACACAUGAGACAUCCCUUCCCUCUCCUUGGAGUACUCCAGUUCUGUCCAGAAAAAGGCCAGGCUAUCACACAGUAUCAACGCCUCCUGUGUUUCCAGCCAAGUCUGUCACAGAAGUGAAGCUACAAAAUGCGCUGACUUCCUUGCAUUCUUCUGAUCCAGUCAUAAUACAUCCUGGAGCUGUGCUUGCAAUGUUAGACCUGUUGGUGUCAGUGAGUGUCAGUGAACACUUUGAGCACGCAAUAGAUCUUCAGCUUGCUGUGGCUAAUAUCUUACAGUCACUCAUCCAUUCAGAGAGAAAUCAGCAAGUGUUGUGUGAAGCAGGGCUUCUUGCACGACUUCUACAAAGGUGUAGUUCUGCUCUAUCUGAUGAAGAUCAUCCUCUUCACCCACCACUCCAAAGAAUGUUUGAGAGAUUGGCUUCACAGUCAUUAGAACCAGUAGUCCUGAGGGAGUUUCUCCGCCUUGGUAAUCCAUUGAAUUGUGGAGCCUGGGAUAAGAAGUUGAUCAAUGUGUAUAGGAUCCACAAACCAAGCUCUCUAAGUUGUGAAGCAGAUGUUAGAGGGAAUAUGAUGACAUCUCUGGAUGGAUUUGGUUCUGAUAUUGUAUUUAGCUUGAACGAAGAUAACACUCACUACAGGAUUAGCAAAAGUUUGCUCAAAGGGACAGAAGGCAGUACAGUACCUCUGACCAGGGUGAAGUGCUUAGUAUCCAUGACAACACCACAUGAUAUUAGGCUUCAUGGUUCAUCAGUAACCCCAGCAUUUGUGGAAUUUGAUACAGCUCUGGAAGGCUUUGGCUGUCUGUUCUUGCCUAGUUUGGCUCCCCAUAAUGCACCCAACAUUGCUGCUACCACUGCAGGAGGUGUUAAUGACGGAGCUGUUACCAGUGGACUUGGUACAGGUGAACGAUUUUUUCCACCACCUUCUGGACUUACUUAUUCUACUUGGUUUUGUAUUGAGAGGCUUAGUACUCCCAUGAGCAAUCAUCCUGUUAGACUUCUUACCCUCGUUAGAAGAUCAAACUCCUCUGACCAGCACUUCAUUUGCCUUGCUGUUGUAUUUUCUGGGAAAGACAGGUCCCUGCUAGUUUCAACUAAAGAAGAAUUACUGCAAAACUAUGUUGAUGACUUCAGUGAAGAGUCAUCAUUUUAUGAAAUUCUUCCCUGCUGUGCCCGAUUUCGCUGCAGUGACUUGAUUAAUGAGGGACAGUGGCAUCACCUGGUGCUUGUGAUGAGUAAAGGAAUGUUAAAGAACAGCACUGCUACCUUAUAUGUGGACGGUCAACAUAUUAACACAGUAAAGCUUCAUUAUAUCCACAGUUCACCAGGUGGAUCAGGGUCAACUAAUCUGCCAGUUGUUAGUACAGUGUAUGGCUACAUUGGAACACCUCCAGCUCAGCGUCAGAUCUCUUCGUUAGUAUGGCGUCUAGGACCUACACAUUUCUUGGAGGAAGUUUUACCUGCUUCCAGUAUCUCUAUCAUUUAUGAAUUAGGACCAAACUAUGUUGGUAGCUUCCAAGCUGUGUGUGUCCCAUGCAAGGAUUCAAAAUCUGAAGUGAUCAUUCCAUCUCCAAUCAGUUUAAUUCCUGAGGAGAGAGUAUCUUUUGGGUUGUAUGCGCUGUCAGUCUCUUCACUUACAGUGGCCAGGAUUAGAAAAAAUUACAACAAGGUGGACAGCAAAACCAUAGCCAAACAGAUGGCCAUUUCCUCGCAUGAAAAUGCUACACCUGUAAAACUAUUGCAUAAUGCUGCAGGGCAUUUAAAUGGACCAGCACGGACGAUUGGUGCAGCUCUUAUUGGAUACCUGGGUGUGAGGACCUCUGUUCCUAGGCCUGUUGCCACUACAUUACAAUACAUUGGCGGAGCAGCUGCUAUUUUAGGCUUGGUUGCAAUGGCAUCAGAUGUUGAAGGCCUCUACGCUGCUGUGAAGGCUCUUGUUUGUGUGGUAAAAAGUAAUGCACUGGCAAGCAAAGAGAUGGAGAGGAUUAAGGGCUAUCAACUCUUGGCAAUGCUGCUGAAGAAGAAGAGGACUUUGUUGAACAGUCAUAUUCUUCAUCUUACAUUUUCAUUAGUGGGAACUGUUGACAGUGGCCAUGAGACCAGUAUCAUUCCUAAUUCUAAUGGAUUUCAGGAUUUGCUUUGUGACUUUGAUGUCUGGCUUAAUGCACCAUAUGAGCUUCAUUUGUCAUUAUUUGAGCAUUUUAUUGAACUUCUCACUGAAUCAAGUGAGGCUUCUAGAAAUGCCAAGUUAAUGAGGGAAUUCCAAUUGAUUCCAAAGCUUCUACUUACUCUGAGGGAUACAUCCUUGUCCCAGAUGACCAUCGCAGCUAUCAGUAACGUGCUCAGCCUUUUGUUGCAAGGCUUUCCAGACAGCAAUGAUCUGCUCAGGUUCGGUCAGUUUUUGUCUUCUACAUUGCCUACUUUUGCAGUCUGUGAGAAGUUUAUUGUCAUGGAAGCCAAAAAUGAGGAAAGGGACGAAGGUGUCGAUGAUGACUUGGGUGGCCUUGUUUCAGCUAAUACCAUUCUAUUGAGAAACAGACUUCUGGAUAUCCUGCUAAAGUUAUUGUAUACUUCAAAAGAGAAGCACAGUGUUAAUCCACAAGCAUGUGAAGAAUUGGUGAAGAUUUGGGGUUUUGACUGGCUUCUGAUGUUCAUGGAAGAGCACCUGCAUCCCACUACUGUCACUGCAGCAAUGAGAAUUCUUGUUGUACUGUUGAGCAACCAGUCGAUCCUUGCCAAGUUUAAGGAAGGGCUUUCUGGAGGAGGCUGGCUCGACCAGACUGACUCUGUUCUCACAAAUAAAAUUGGCACUGUAUUAGGUUUCAAUGUUGGCAGAAUUGCCGGUGGUAGAUCAACAGUGCGAGAGAUAAACCGUGAUGCUUGUCAUGUCCCUGGUUUUUAUAUCCUUCAGUCGUUCUUACCGAAACAUACCAAUGUGCCUGAACUAUAUUUCUUGUUGAUGGCCCUUUUCCUCCAACAGCCAGUUACCGAACUGCCAGAAAGCCUGCAGUUUGAUUUGGAUUCUAUCUGGACGUUUAUCUUUGGUGUUCCUGCUUCCAGUGGAACAGUCAUUGCAUCAGUUCACACAGUAUGCUCAGAAUCUGCUUUUCUAUUGUUGGGAAUGCUAAGGAGUAUGCUCAAUCUUCCCUGGCAGUCUGAAGAGGAAGGUUCUUGGCUUAGAGAGUACCCAGUCACUUUGAUGCAGUUUUUUCGUUAUUUAUAUCACAAUGUCCCAGAUCUAGCUCCUCUUUGGACCAGCCCAGAUUUCCUUUGUGCUUUUGCAGCAACAGUCUUUCCCUUUAACAUCAGACCCUAUUCGGAGAUGGUGACUGAUCAUGAUGAUGAAGUCGGUUCUCCUGCUGAGGAAUUCAAGGCGUUUGCAGGUGAUACUGGCAUGAAUAGGAGUCAAUCAGAAUAUUGUAAUGUCGGGGCAAAGACUUUCCUCACCAACCAUCCUGCCAGGAAGUUUGUAUUUGACUUCAUGCGUGUCCUUGUGAUAGAAAAUUUAUGCCUUGCACCUGCUAGCAAACAGACUACUCUCAUAGACCUGCUAUUAGAGGCCUCACCUGACAGAUCAACACGAGCUCAGCAAAAAGAAUUCCAAACUUGCAUCUUAGACAGUGUGAUGGAUCAUUUAUUGGCAGCAGAUGUCUUGUUGGGUGAAGAUGCAACACUACCAAUUACCACUGGAGGAAGUUACAAUACAUUAGUGAACAAUGUAUUUUACUUCACACAACGACUAGUGGAUAAGCUUUGGCAAGGCAUGUUCAGCAAGGAAUCCAAACUUGUUGUUGACUUUAUUGUUCAGUUGAUAGGACAGUCUAAACGGAAGUCCCAGGGUCUAUCUCUGGAUCCCAUUUACCACUGUCUCAAUCGAACAAUACUCUACCAGUUAUCGAGACCACAUAAGACUGUUCCACAACAAGUUGCUCUUUUAGACUCUUUACGUGUCCUGACAGUCAACCGCACACUUAUACUUGGACCUGGUAAUCAUGAUCAAGAAUUCAUUGGCUGCCUAGCACAUUGUUUAAUUAGCCUCUAUGUUGGAAGUAAUCUUGAGGGGUUUGGCCUGGAAGCAGAAGCGAGAAUGACAACAUGGCACAUCAUGAUACCUUCUGAUCUUGAACCAGAUGGAAACCAUAGCCAAGAUAUUAGUGAAGGUCGACAGCUUCUUCUCAAAGCUGUAAAUCGGGUUUGGACUGAACUAAUUGUCAACAAGAAACAAACUUUGGAGGAGAUUUUUAAAGUAACACUACCUAUAAACGAGCGUGGACUAGUGGAUUUGUCGACUGCAAGGCCACUCAUUGAGGAUGCUGCUUCAAAAUGCUGGCAGAAUCAUAUAGCCCAUGAGAAGAAGUGUAUUAGUAGAGGAGAAGCAACUAUAGCUCCUGCAGCACAGUCAAAACUAUCACGUGUGAGCAGUGGAUUUGGCCUGUCAAAGUUGACUGGAUCCAGGCGAAACAGAAAAGAAAGUGGAAUCAGUAAAACCAACCUCACAUCACAGGAAAUUUCCCAGUGGAUGUUCACCCACAUUGCGGUUGUGCGGGAUUUAGUGGAUAUGCAAUAUAAAGAAUAUCAGGAGCGUCAACAAAAUGCCCUCAAGUAUGUGACUGAAGAAUGGGCUCAGAUAGAGUAUGAGCUAUUGCGAGAGAGGGGCUUAUGGGGGCCUCCAAUUGGAUCACAUCUUGAUAAGUGGAUGUUGGAAAUGCCAGAGGGACCCUGCCGAAUGAGAAAGAAGAUGGUGCGCAAUGACAUGUUUUAUAUACAUUAUCCUUAUUUACCAGAAAACGAGCAGGAAGCAACCAGUCUGCAGAAACCUGCUCGCUACCGUAGAGCUAUAAGUUAUGACAGCAAAGAAUACUACUUGCGGCUAUCUGCUGGAAAUCCUACUAUGUAUCCAGAUACAAUUGAAGAGAGUUCAGAGGGUGAAGCCACACAUCAUGAGCCAGAGCAUGGAGAAGAUACAAUUGCAAGAGUCAAAGGAAUUGUGAAGCCUCCACUGAAACGUUCACGUUCUGCCCCUGAUGGUGGUGAAGAAGACAAUACAGAACCUUUCCUUGAUCAGAUCUCUGAGGGAAGUUCAAUGGAUGAAGAAGAGAAGACAGACAACCAGACCCUGCUACGGUUAUUAGAGGAGGGGGAAAAGAUUCAGCACAUGUACAGAUGUGCUAGAGUGCAGGGACUGGACACCAGCGAAGGUCUCCUCUUGUUUGGCAAAGAGCAUUUCUAUGUGAUUGACGGAUUCACAAUGACUGCAACUCGGGAAAUCCGUGAUAUUGAAACACUGCCUCUAAACACACAUGAGCCUAUCAUUCCUAGAGGGGCACGUCAAGGACAGAGUCAGCUGAAGAGGACUUGCAGUAAAUUUGCUUAUGAAGACAUCAAAGAAGUGCAUAAGAGACGUUAUCUACUGCAGCCAAUUGCAGUUGAAGUUUUCUCUGGUGAUGGGCGAAAUUAUCUCUUAGCCUUCCAAAAAGGUGUUCGAAAUAAAGUGUAUCAAAGAUUUUUAGCUGUCGUUCCUUCCUUGACUGAUAGUUCUGAGUCUGUAUCUGGCCAGCGGCCAAAUACAAGCGUGGAACAGGGAUCUGGUUUGCUUAGUACUUUGGUUGGAGAGAAGUCUGUAACACAAAGAUGGGAGAGAGGAGAAAUCAGUAAUUUCCAAUAUCUCAUGCAUCUGAACACAUUAGCAGGCAGAUCCUAUAAUGACUUGAUGCAGUAUCCAGUGUUCCCAUGGAUUCUUGCAGACUACGAUUCUGAGGAACUCGAUCUUACAAAUCCUAAAACAUUUCGGAACCUGGCUAAACCAAUGGGGGCUCAGACUGAUGAGAGAUUAGCUCAGUAUAAGAAACGCUACAAGGACUGGGAAGAUCCAAAUGGUGAAACUCCAGCAUAUCAUUAUGGAACACACUACUCUUCUGCCAUGAUUGUAGCUUCUUAUUUAGUGAGAAUGGAGCCAUUCACUCAAAUAUUUCUCCGACUCCAGGGUGGCCAUUUCGAUCUUGCUGACCGAAUGUUUCACAGUGUACGAGAGGCUUGGUACUCUGCAUCCAAACAUAAUAUGGCUGAUGUAAAAGAACUCAUCCCAGAAUUCUUCUAUCUUCCAGAAUUCCUCAUAAACUCCAACAACUUUGAUCUAGGUUAUAAGCAGAAUGGCAUAAAAUUGGGAGAUGUGUUAUUGCCACCAUGGGCCAAAGGGGACCCAAGAGAAUUCAUCAGGGUUCAUCGUAAGGCAUUGGAAUGUGACUAUGUCAGUUCACACUUACAUGAAUGGAUCGACUUGAUUUUCGGUUACAAGCAGCAAGGUGCACCUGCGGUAGAAGCAGUCAAUGUCUUCCAUCAUCUGUUUUAUGAAGGGCAGGUGGACAUUUAUAAUAUCAAUGAUCCACUGAAGGAAACUGCAACUAUUGGCUUCAUCAAUAAUUUUGGACAAAUACCCAAACAGCUAUUUAAAAAACCUCAUCCACCAAAACGAACGCGUAGCCGGAAUAAUGGGGAACCAUCUGGUGUACCACCCUCUCUGAGCUGUACCACUGACAAGAUCUUCUUUCAUCAUUUGGAUAAUCUCCGACCAUCUUUGGCACCUGUUAAAGAACUGAAAGAACCAGUGGGACAGAUCAUUUUUACAGAUAAAGGUGUUCUAGCAGUAGAACAAAACAAAGUGCUAAUUCCUCCCAAUUGGAACAAGACAUUUGCUUGGGGAUAUGCAGAUCUCAGUUGCAGAGUUGCAAAUUAUGAAUCUGACAAGGCUUUGAUAGUAUAUGAAUGCCUGAGUGACUGGGGACAAAUCUUAUGCGCAAUUUGUCCCAACCCUAAGUUAGUUGUUACUGGAGGAACAAGUACUACGAUCUGUGUUUGGGAGAUGGGUACCUCCAAGGAAAAAGCUAAAACACUGACCCUUAAACAGGCACUCCAUGGGCACACUGAUGCAGUCACUUGCUUGACUACUUCAUCAGCCUAUCAUAUAAUUGUCAGUGGGUCACGAGAUCGAACAUGUAUCAUUUGGGAUUUGAAUAAACUAUCUUUUGUCACACAACUGCGAGGCCACAGAGCACCAGUGUCUGCUUUAUGUAUUAAUGAAUUAACAGGAGACAUCGUCUCUUGUGCUGGAACGUAUAUUCAUGUAUGGAACAUCAAUGGAAACCCAGUGGUGAAUGUGAAUACGUUUACAGGACGCAGCCAGCAAAUUUUUUGCUGCUGUGUAUCUGAAAUGAGCGAGUGGGACACACAGAAUGUUAUAGUCACUGGACAUUCAGAUGGUGUGGUCAGGUUUUGGAGAAUGGAAUUUCUGCAGGUUCCAGAAACCCCAGCUCCUGAAGAGACUAUGAAGCUUCCAGAAAAUGAUGAUUCUUCUGCGGACGUACAGCUAGAUGGGGAUGCCCAGGAUGAGGAAAGCAGUGAUUCAGACCUGGAGGAUCAGUGCAGUACCCAGGACCCAAAACCCAAGCAAAGUGUAUCUGGCUGUCCAGCAAAUAAAGUAAAGGGCAUGUCGGGGCGAGCAGCAUGGUUUGUAGAUGGAGAUGAAUCAAAGCGUUGGGCAGAUCAACUCAGCCUGGAUGAGAAGGAUGGUUUUGUUUUUGUAAAUUACUCAGAAGGCCAGCCUAAGCUGCAACCUCAAGCUCAACAGCAGCCUCAAGUUCAAAGUCAAAUGCACUAUCACCAUCAUCAACUUCAACAGCAUUCGAUGCAGAGUGAAAUAAAACGCCAUAAUCAGCUAAAACAAGGAUACAGAUGGGAGCGACAGUUGGUAUUCCGAAGCAAAUUGACUAUGCAUACUGCGUUUGAUCGAAAAGACAAUUGUCACCCUGCAGAAAUUACUGCAUUAGGCAUUUCUAAGGAUCACAGUAAAAUUCUGGUAGGCGAUGCACGAGGUCGGGUAUUUAGCUGGUCAGUGAGUGAUCAGCCAGGGAGGACAGCUGCUGACCACUGGAUUAAAGAUGAUGGAGGCGACUGUUGUUCAGGAUGUUCAGUGCGCUUCUCUCUAACCGAGAGACGACAUCACUGCAGAAACUGUGGGCAACUCUUCUGUCAAAAGUGCAGUCGAUUUCAGUCUGAGAUCAGGCGCUUGAAAAUCUCCUCACCAGUCCGUGUCUGUCAGAAUUGUUACUACAACCUGCAGCAAGAGAGGGGUGCUGAAGAGAGCUCCAGAAACUAAUAAGUCAUUGAUUUAUUGGUGACCAAACAAGCAGAAUCCUUGUCACUCCCAGCUAUUUCAAAUGAUUUUAUGCAAAAGGAAAGUAUGUGGGGAGUUUAAAAAAGAGUUUACAUAAAUUUCUUUGUACUGUGUUGAAGCACUGUAAUAUACUGACUAGAAAGGGAUCAUUGCCUUGCAGUUAAUGUGUCCAUCUCUACCUAAUUCAUGGAUGGUUUGAAUGUUCUGGACUGUGCUGAGAGUAUGGUUUUAGAAGUUCUGGACUUGAACUAUCCUUCAAACAUCUUGAUGAUGUCACCCAUAUUCAUGAAACCAGUGGCUUGUAAGAUUUUUAAAUGUAAAUCUGCCACUUUCACAAGAACCCAAUUGUUUAUAGUGUAAAUAGUUGUAAUGCCCUUUUUAACAAGAGGAACUUCUGAAUUGCCUGUUAAAAGAUGUCCUAUUAUAACCACUAAUUGUGUGAUUUGAGAAAUCAAUAGUUGUGUCCAGCAUCAUUCAGUAACUAUUUUAGGAGUCAAUGAAAAUGUGCAAAUGCUAAUUAUUAUCAAUUGCAUUAAUACCUUGCAUUGUUUUUUUUCUAUUUUAAUUAUUGUUUGAUGCAAACAAUAAUGACUUCGUGAGUUUGUUUACUCCAUUACAGAAGCUUGUGAUUUUGAAGAAAAAGGGGCAUGCAGCAGUUUCAAACCAGCCAUGUCAUUGUACUGAUCUAUUUUCAGAGUAACAGCUUCCUUAGUGUUCAUACUUUCUUGAAAAUAUUAAAGUGUGUCUGGGGAUAUUCAUGUGCUACAACAUCAGCAUCUGUGUUCUAACGAACUAUUAUUCAACCCUAUCCUUUUUAUGAGCAAUAGGAGACUCGCAAUGCUUGAAAUGCUGUCAGCAUUGCACUGCCACAAUGCAAGACUUUGAUUUUGCCUGUGUGCUUUGAAGUGGGGUGAGGGGAAAAGAGGGGUGGGCGGGGAGGCA
Molecule: messenger RNA, 11839 nt
Organism: Stegostoma tigrinum
Lineage: Eukaryota; Metazoa; Chordata; Chondrichthyes; Orectolobiformes; Stegostomatidae
Gene: wdfy3
Product: WD repeat and FYVE domain containing 3
Exons: 65
Coding region: 362-10879 (3505 amino acids)
Molecular function (GO): protein binding; metal ion binding
Source: RefSeq, a predicted model, not a curated record